GCGGAAAUUAACGUAUGCUGUGUUUAUCAUGUAAAUUGUUUAUAUUAUUAACGUGCGUUAUCCAGAUUUUACAACGAAAUAUUUUAUUCACGCUAACACAACUAACAAUCCCCCUUUUUUGCGCAACUAAAUAAAAUCAGCGACCCAAAAAACGCUUUUUGUAAAUGAACGUGUUUGUGGAUCAUGUCCUGCGCAUAGUACUCAAAAUGGCGAUCGACGAACGAAAUUUCCGUUCCACUUACUACGAAAAAGUGGGCUUCAAAAGCGUAGAAGAAAAACGAUCCCUGGAAAUUUUAUUAAAAGAGAAACCUCUAGACCUAUCCAAGUUGAAACAAUUUUGCCUAAGAUUCGGUGUCCCGGCGGCCCACAGAAACUUGGUAUGGAAAUUGUUGUUGGGAAUUUUACCUCUCCAAGAAAAAUGUCACGAAUUCGUGACGGAACAACGAAAAGAAGAGUAUUCAAAUUUAAUUCAUGCCUUAAACGUGUUGAGGAUAACCAAAGAUCUUCCGAAGUCGAAAGUGUUCGUAGCGAUGUGGUUAUUACAGAACGGGAAGUUGAGGUUUGAGAGUAGCUACGAAGAUGAGAGGGGGUUGUUUGCCAUAAUUAAGUCGAUGAUGUUUCAUUUUGAGUACGAUGUCGAUGUGUAUUUAUUAGCGAAGGCGUUUUAUGAAACGGUGCAGAAAUUUCAGUGUGAAUUUCCUAAGCUUAUAGAGGCCACGCAUGCUUUAUUGGAAAAAGAGGAGUGUAAGCUUUAUAAACAUUUGUGUAAAAUCGAGGCAUUAGAUAGUUUGCCUUUAGAGAGUUGGUUUGAUUGUUGUUUUGCCGGUAUUUUGAAUGAUAUGGUGUUGGGCAGGAUAUGGGACAAAAUUGUUGGAGGUUCCUACAAAAUUCUGGUCUAUACUACAGUAGUCAUUUUAACCAGUUUGAAACACAAGUUAAUGAGAUGUAGCAGCUUAGAUGAUGUUGUACAAAGUGUUAAUAAUAUAUCUGAAGAAUUGGCAGAAGUUAUUGUGAACAAAUCACUCGAGUUGUGGCAACAACAAGGUAGUCCGCUAACCGUUUACGACAAGCCUAAACCAUAAACAAGUGUCUUAUUGUGAUGUUUAAAUGUAUAUUUUUUAUAAAGUUGUGUAAUUAAAGUUUUGUAUAUUUUGCAUCAAUUUAGGGUUUUUGUGUGUACAACGAAAAGUUAGGUUACCUUGGAGUUGUCAAACGAGAUAAGUUUCAAGUCCUACGUUGCAAAUAAUGUUAUCUGGUAAACAUGUAAGUUAAUCCAAGUCGAUUCUCGAAAGCCGUAUUAGUUUAGUUGAACUCGGGACAACUGUUUUUUUACUUUCACACAAAUCAUGAAAAUGUGAGGUUAUAACAAAUU
This is a messenger RNA of Zophobas morio, 1372 nucleotides long. It is a transcript of the gene TBC1d7, whose product is annotated as TBC1 domain family member 7. The transcript has 4 exons. The record is from RefSeq and is a predicted model, not a curated record. Gene Ontology annotation, biological process: activation of GTPase activity; negative regulation of TOR signaling. NCBI's taxonomy places the organism in Eukaryota, Metazoa, Arthropoda, Insecta, Coleoptera, Tenebrionidae. The coding region runs from base 165 to 1082 and encodes 305 amino acids. Gene Ontology annotation, molecular function: GTPase activator activity.